Wickerhamiella sorbophila is the source of this 198-nucleotide messenger RNA. RefSeq names its product Cytochrome c oxidase polypeptide VIII, mitochondrial. Lineage: Eukaryota; Fungi; Ascomycota; Dipodascomycetes; Dipodascales; Trichomonascaceae. The record is from RefSeq and is a predicted model, not a curated record. Bases 1 to 198 code for a protein of 65 amino acids. Gene Ontology annotation, biological process: mitochondrial electron transport, cytochrome c to oxygen. The transcript has 2 exons.
AUGUUUAGCUCUCGCAACUUCUCCAGCACUGUUUCCCGUAUGGGUCACGGCCCCGACGGUCCCUACUCCAACCUUCCUUUCAAGGUCCACAACCGUAAGAUCCCCUUCGUUGUCAUCCACUGGACUUUCUUCAUUGUUGGUUUCUCUACUCCUUUUGCCAUCACCUACUACAACUUGAAGAAGGCCGGCAAUCUUUAA